UAUUUAAAUAAGGUCUGAAUCAUUUUUAGGCUGAUUACCAUGCAGUCUUCUGGUCUUUCUUCUAUCUGGGACCAACUACAGAUAAAUGACUGGCUGCCUUCAAGUUUUCUGGUCGAGACAACUCUUCUAAUAUUGUUAAUAUAUCUGAUCACCCACUAUGGUUUGCUAUUCAGGGAGACUUACACUAAGUCGAGAAAAAUUUCGGAAAGAGUUGGAGUUGACGAGAAGAACCGACACUGGUUCUUUGGACAUUUGAAACAUAUAACAAACAAUGAAGAAGGGUUACUGAAAUUUGUUGAGCUCGCUAAGGCUUUUCCUCUCAUGGUAUCCCUUUGGUUGGGACCAGCGCUUACUACUGUUCAAACCUAUCAUCCUGAUUCAACAACUGCUUUAUUAAACAGUGGAGCCCCGAAGAAUGAUCUUGGCUAUCGUUUCAUAAGAACAUGGAUAGGUGAUGGCUUACUAACCAGUAAAGGGAAAAAAUGGUUUCGUAAUAGGAGACUAUUAACACCUGCUUUCCACUACAAAGUUUUAAAACCGUACACAGAGGUAUUUAAUAAGAACAGCCUUGUCAUGGUGAAUAAACUGAACAAACUUUGCGACCAGCCUGUUAAUAUUUACACACACGUGGGCCUUAUGACUUUGGACACGAUGUUACAAUGUGCUAUGACCUCUAAAACCAACUGUCAACACGUCACUGAUCACCCUUACCUACUGGCUGUGAAAGAGAUAUCAGAUCUUAUAAUAGCAAGAGUAAGACAACCAUUGCAUUUCUUUGACUGGAUGUACAAUUUAUCAGCUGCUGGGAAGAGAAAUAAAGAAGUCACGAAAAUUCUGCAUGAACAUACGGAAAAAAUAAUCAGUGAAAGAAAAGCAGUUCUGGCUAAAACUGCAAACAUUGACCCUGAACCUUCUGAUGUAGAAGGGUUCAGAAAAACGGAAGGAAAAACACUGGAUUUUUUGGACAUUUUGCUGCAGUGCAAGGAUGAAAAUGGUGAAGGAUUAAGCGACAUUGAAAUUCGUGAUGAAGUCGACACUUUCUUGUUUGCGGGACAUGAUACAACAUCUAGCGGAAUAGCCUGGGCCAUGUUUCAUCUAGCAAAAUAUCCCCAAUUUCAAACAAAAUGUAGAGAAGAACUGAAAGAAGUGCUUGGAAACAAGGAUGAAAUAGAAUGGAGCGACCUACCUCAGCUUGUCUACUUAACCAUGUUCCUAAAAGAGAGCAUGAGGUUACGACCCCCUGUGUACGCAGUUGGAAGAUAUUUAGAACACCCAAUAACCAUCAAAGAUAAAAACACAAAACGCGAUACUGUGAUUCCUGCCGGCACCAAUGUAUCAAUGCAUAUCUUUACUUUGCAUAGACACCCAGACUUUUGGGACGAGCCAUCGAAAUUUGACCCUGAAAGGUUUACAAAGGAAAACAUAGCCAAACGCCCUGCAUUCGCAUACGUUCCAUUCAGCGCUGGAUCCAGAAACUGUAUCGGGCAAAACUUUGCUAUGAACGAAAUGAAGAUCAGCUUGGCCCACGUGAUACGUAACCUGCGUCUUUAUAUUGACGAUGAAACGCCAGUCCCCAAAAUGCAGCCGCGUCUUAUUUUGCAAAGUUCUACCGGAAUUUUCGUCAAGAUUGAGAAACUGGAACGGCAGUAGAAAUUUUGUAGCUUUGUUUCGCUGUAUGUAUGCGCUAUUACUGCUUGGAAUGGCUUAUUAUUUGUAAAAUAGUGCUACCUAGUACCUACUAUAUCUGUAUAAAUUUUCAUUAAUUUUUGCGCAAUAAAACCAAAACUAUGAUUUUGCAUACUAA
This is a messenger RNA of Ciona intestinalis (vase tunicate), 1804 nucleotides long. The record is from RefSeq and is a predicted model, not a curated record. NCBI's taxonomy places the organism in Eukaryota, Metazoa, Chordata, Ascidiacea, Phlebobranchia, Cionidae.